GAUGUGAAGUUGGGGGGGUGGCGGUUGCUGCUGGAGGAGGAGAUCCCGGGGGGGCGCCGGGCCCUGUUCGACAGCUACACGAACCUCGAGCGGGUGGCCGAGUACUGCGAGACCAACUACAUCCAGUCAGCAGAUAAGCAGCGAGCCCUAGAGGAAACCAAAGCCUACACAACCCAGUCAUUAGCAAGCGUAGCCUAUCUGAUCAACACUUUGGCCAACAAUGUUCUCCAAAUGCUGGAUAUCCAAGCAUCCCAGCUUCGUCGCAUGGAAUCUUCAAUCAAUCAUAUUUCACAAACGGUGGACAUUCACAAAGAGAAAGUUGCUAGAAGAGAAAUUGGUAUCUUGACUACAAACAAAAACACCUCAAGAACUCACAAAAUCAUUGCACCAGCUAACCUGGAGCGACCAGUUCGCUACAUCAGGAAACCUAUUGAUUAUACAAUUCUAGAUGAUAUUGGACAUGGAGUGAAGUGGUUGCUUAGAUUUAAGGUCAGCACGCAGAAUAUGAAGAUGGGUGGGUUGCCUCGUACAACACCACCCACCCAGAAGCCACCAAGUCCACCAAUGUCAGGAAAAGGAACUAUUGGGCGUCACUCUCCUUAUCGUACUUUGGAGCCAGUACGUCCUCCGGUGGUACCAAAUGACUACGUGCCUAGCCCAACACGCAAUAUGGCUCCCUCACAGCAGAGCCCUGUUAGAACGGCUUCUGUGAAUCAGAGGAAUCGCACAUACAGCAGCAGUGGGAGUAGUGGAGGAAGCCACCCAAGCAGUCGGAGCAGCAGUCGAGAGAACAGUGGAAGUGGCAGUGUGGGUGUUCCUAUUGCUGUUCCCACGCCGUCUCCUCCCAGUGUCUAUCCAGCCCCUGCUGGCUCAGCUGGCAGUUCUCCCCUUCCUGCUACCUCUGCUCCUGCCCCCACCCCUCCUGCUCCUGUCCCUUCCUCUGCUGCCCCAGAUGCUGCUGCAGGAGCCCAGCCCCUUGCUGAUGGCUUCACCUCUCCAACUCCCCCUGCUGUUUCUUCCACACCCUCUACAGGUCACCCAGUUCAGUUCUACAGCAUGAACAGACCUGCAUCUCGACACACACCCCCAACAAUAGGGGGAUCUUUGCCAUAUCGGCGUCCUCCUUCGAUCACGUCACAGACGAGCCUUCAGAACCAGAUGAAUGGAGGACCUUUUUAUAACCAGAACCCAGCAUCCCUUGCUCCUCCUCCCCCCUCCAUCCUACAGGUAACUCCACAGUUACCACUAAUGGGAUUUGUGGCCAGAGUUCAAGAAAACAUUUCAGAUACUCCUCCCCCGCCACCGCCUGUGGAUGAGCCAGUGUUCGAUGAAUCCCCCCCGCCGCCCCCACCUCCAGAGGACUACGAGGAGGAGGAAGCAGCGGUGGUGGAGUACAGCGAUCCUUACGCAGAGGAGGACCCUCCCUGGGCACCACGGACCUACUUAGAAAAGGUGGUGGCCAUCUAUGACUACACGAAGGACAAAGAAGAUGAGCUGUCAUUUCAGGAAGGUGCCAUCAUUUAUGUCAUCAAGAAGAAUGAUGACGGUUGGUACGAAGGGGUCAUGAAUGGAGUGACGGGGCUCUUCCCAGGGAACUAUGUAGAGUCCAUCAUGCAUUACUCAGAGUGAAGACUCGAGGACAGAGCUCUGCAUCUCCUGUUGCAGGAGCUGUCAGGGCUUCCUGGAUCUCCACCAGCCUCUGGGGCCCCAUCCAGAAUAGCUGAAUGAAGGAUAAUUGUAACAACCACUCUUUUUUUUUUUUUUUUUUCCUCAUUAUAAAACAAUAGUGAUUUGAGUUGUUUGAACAAAUGGCUCUUCCGGCUGCCAGCAGAGAGGCUAUCCUGAGCCAUCUGAUGGUGAAUUAAGCUGACCCAUUCAGAUGUAACAAACUCCUUGAGUAGCUGACACUUCAGUCAAAUUCUGACUUCUGACAGGCUCUGGGAUCUGUCUCAGGAAUCCUGUGCGCCCUCACGGUACUACUUUUGGCAGCAGUGCCUGGCACUUGGGAUGUCCUGGGAUGCGUGUGGUGAAGGGUUGCUGGCCAGUGGACAUCCCUCCUGUUUCUACACUACACUCCUGUGCAGCUGGAAGAAUGCUUGUGUGCUAGGGAACACUGGGAUUUGUACACAAAGCCGUUUGUGUAUCUGACUUUCUUACAGGUGGUUACAUCUUAGCAUAAACACUUUUGCAGCUGCUCUGCACAUGUAGGCUGACACAGGGCACACAGGGCUGGCUUUGAAUCACUCACCUUUAAGUUUAGACAAUUAGGAUGGCUGCAGCCCAGAGGACCCUCACCCCCAUUUCCUCAUCUUUUAAAUGCAACAGGUUCGUUUUUUGUUAUGCACUGAUGUAAACGUGCUGCUCCUGCUCCGCACGAGCUACCAGCCAUGGGUGCUGCUGGGUUAAACGGAACUCAGAUGCCAUUGACGGUGAAGGUGAAACUAAGUUUACAGGUCCUCCUGGGGUCUGAGGAUAAACUCUAGGGGCUGUGAUCUCUAAGGUUCAGAUCUACUCAUGCCUGCUUGCACUAGAGAAACUUACCCCCAACUUUAGUCUUAUGCACAAUAUAAUCUUAAAAAUCCAAUCAGGUAUUGUAAAUUGGCUUUUUGUACUUGAUGACUAGAUUUGCAUAUGUACUGUGAGAGCCCUGUGCAGAGGCAGGACAAACGGCAAUUGUCGUCUACAUGUCUGUUGCCAAAAUCUCUUCAGUGGAAGUAAAAAGGGCUGUUGUGUGUACUGGUUUCCCAUGGAAAUCCAAGCAGUAACUAGUAGUAGUCCUAGCUCUUCUCCCAGUCCUUUCCAUUGCUUAUCUUGAAGAAAUACAUAUUUUGAGCUGUACUGGUGGAUCUGGGGUGGAAUAAUACCAAGCAAAGGCCCCUGGGUUAAUAGUUUGCUUUUUAAGUUUCAGUUAAAAUACUGCUCAGUGUUCUGCUUUGCAGAUCAGUGUAAAAUGAUGGCUGUACUAGUCUGCCCUCAGGAAGGACUAAACACUGUCUUUGGGUGAAUGUCAUGCACUAACAGAACGAACCAGUUAAACCUCCUGUUGCAGUCCUGUUGGCCCACAAAUGGAGCUGACUCCUGCAUUGUGAGAGCUUCCUGGGCCAGGACAUCUUCCUGGACAACUUUUGACUGUCACCUGACCAAGUUCCAGCUGGUACCAGCAGUAGCUUGUCGAAGGCAAGGUAACACUGCAGCUUUCUUCUGAGGCCUGUGUGUAAAACAGCAGUGUAGAGAGCAGUGCCAAGGGGUGAGUUUGUGAUAAUAUUGGCAGGGGGACUUGACACAAUCCCUUUACUUGGUAGCCAGUGCAGUAUCAGGAUGGAGGUGCAGGUUUGGUAUAAACUCGAGUGGGAAGAAGCCACAGCUGCUCAAGUGGGAAGAAAGAGGAAACAAAUAGGUGAGGUGCAUGGGGGAUACUGGUAAGUUUUAUUGGUAUCUGCGGUGAGCUUGCAGAAGAGGGCAUUAACUCCUGUGACAGUGUGUAAAAGGAACUAGUUUGGUGGAAGCCAACAAGAGGUACAGUUCUGAAGGAACCAGUGCAAAGAUGGAAGUUACUUUCUCCCAUGCUUAGUCUGCAACUGUGUAGCCAAGACACUGUUGUCUUCUUUCUAGAAGCUGGCAGCAGCAGUAUUUGGAAUAAACGUUAGCAAGAACAGAUACCCUUCUACCUACCUUCUGUCUUGCAGCAAGACUAGCAGAAGCAGCCAUGUUCAGUUCCCUUGGCCCAUUUCUCUGGGAGCAUACCUAGAAAUGCUGGUUGUCCAGUACCUGGUGCGUAUGUUUCCAGUGCCACAGGGCAGGCCUACAGCUUUUGCAUAGGGCAGUGGUGCUUGCAGCAUGGCUAGAGAUCAGGGUGAUUGCACUGCAGUAUUACACAGCCACCCCCUAUGCACCAAAGAAUUGCAUUUUCCAGGACUAUUGGAGCUUUCCUGCCUUCUGCUGUGCUGGGUUUGUUUUUGGUGAAGACUGAGCACACAGUGCACAAAUAUAUCGAGUUUGGCAGCUUAAAACAUUACUACAGGAGAGUGAAUGCUCUCUCCUUGCACACCCAUAUUCCAGCUGGGAGGUCACGCAUUAGUGCAAUCAUGUCUUUAACUCAGUAUGUGUAAGAGCAUGCGCUUGAAUACUUCUGACUGAUGGGUGGUGACAGUGUGUACUUCCAUAGUGUGUGAUACAUGCUCAUGUCCUUAAUUUUAAUUCAGCUGGUUGUGUAUCUUGUGAGUUUUCUCUGUUGAGAGCUGCCAGAGCAGUGUGUACUCUGGAAAGUGCUGAAUGGAUGUCAGACCUCAGGACAGAAGAUGAGGCUGAAAAACCUUGAAGAUGUGCCAAGCUCCUUCAAAGGCUGGUUUGGCUUGAUGGGCCAAAGGUUAGUUGGGUUUCUGCAGAUAGCAUGUGGUAUUGUUUGUCCUGUAAGAGCUGCUCUGGAUGGAAUUUUGGGGUCACCUCCUGCUGGUUUUAAGCUUUAUUAUGCAGUACUAAUGCAAAUAAAUGUGUUGACUUUUAUGCAUACUUUUUAUUUUGUAUAGAUUUUAAUUCUGUGGCUUGUUUGGGGAUGAUGUGAUGUUAUGGUCAUAGACCAGGCCAAGGUAAACAGGCUUUGUGUAUUAAUGUUACAUAGACUGCAUGCUAGUGGUCAGUGAGGGUUGUGUUUCCAGUUUUGUCCUUUGUAUGUCUUCUCCAAAACCUUCACCCCCACGCCUCCUUAUUUCCAUAUACUUCUAAAAGGGGGGUAGGGGAGAAGUGUGGAAAAAACCCUCAGUAUUUCACAUAGAUGCACAACUUAUCUUCACUGAGUUCUGCUGCCACAGUGGGAGGUGUUCAGCAUCACAAGCCAUUGAUCAGAGCAGCAGGUGUGCAUGAGAGGUAGGGUAGGGGAAGGAGACACUCCAGAAAGGCCAAAGAGUGCUGUAUGGCUAAAAUGAACAUUUCUCCCUUUGUGAGAGCUGUUAGCCCAGCCAGAUGUUUUCAUUGUGCACAGGAAUCUCUAGCUGUGGAUUUUGCUUUGGUUUGCUGUAGCAGAGUUCUUCCUUGCUCUUGGCCCCCUUGGGACAAAGCUAUUAACUACAGCUAUCCCUCUGCCACAAUGCCUGUGUGAAAGGAGGUCAUAGACUGUCCCCAGCUAGUGUUGGUGCAGAUUAUUUUCAUGCCUUUGUUCCUGAGGUGGCUGGGGUUGCAUGUGUCUCAUGUUGUUGGUGUUUUUUUGUGUGUUCUGCUUUUUUUUCCCUCAGAUUGCUUUUCUUUAUUCCCCUCACUGGCUGUUGCAGCAGCCGGUUGAGAGUGGCAGGAAAACCAAGCCGCCUGUUUUAUGCCUCUUGCAUCCUGACCGCACCUCCAUGCGCAGUAGCUGGAGCAGGCUCUAGAGAGCAGAGGCAGUGCUGGGGGACUUGCUAGCCUGACUUGGAGAGAUGCACAGACACGGACAUUGACAAGCCGCUGCUCUCACUGGAGGGCAAGUGGCAGAGCAUGGCCCUUGUCUUGUUGUAAGUGGUAACAGGAACUUGAGUUGGGAUUUCCUGGAAGUGGGUGGAAAUUGCUGCUGGUUUGCACCACAGUUCCCUCACCGUCCCUCUCGUCUCUGGCUGGGUGUUUUACCAGGGUGACAGGAAGGCUGAGAACCACCUAGCCCUUGCUAGAUCAGGUUGUUCUCCUUUCACACCUCCUGAGAACCUUCUUUCCUCUUUGAGGGCUCUCGCUGUGCAUUACUUUCUGGAGUAAGAAGAUUGGCCUGUCUUCUGCUUAUGCCAGCACGCUUGUCUCAUCAAGGCAGCCCUAGCGCCGUGUUUGCGAACAAGCAGAAUGCUUGGUCCCCUGUUCUGUGUGGUUCUUCAGCGCUCUUGGUGACAGCCAAGAACCAAAGGGUACGAUGGCAGCAAUGCAGCGUCUGCCAAGCACCACUUUUACCUUGGGCUUUUCAGCUGCCCUUGAGAGGGGAAGCAGUGACAGGACUGAUGCUCCUUUUUGGACAGAGGGUGUGCUGCCCGCCUGCCGCGUACGUGUGAGUUCCUGACUGGUGGUGGAGGGUCAUGCACUGGUGCAGCCUAUUGUGCUUCUGGGGUGUCUCCUACCUGUGUCAGAGGGUGGCAAGUUACUGCUGUGCUCUGCUCAGCAGCUUCCAGCAGUUCCCAGUGAACCCUGUAGCUGUGCAUCUCUUCAUGAGGAACAAGCUCACUUUCAAUUAUGUCUCUGGCCUUCAGGCAUAGAUCAAAUGUAAAAGUUUUACAUUUUCGUGUGGAGAGGACAGGACUUUUCUUCCAUUAAUAGUCUGGUGGCAUUUACAGGGCAACUUGUGGGAAGCUGUUAGAGGAGACUGUUGGAGACUGGUGCUGUGGCUUCUACUGGGUUUAUUAGCAUUGAGUGUAGAAUCACUGAGGACUGCAGCAUUUCAAGAAACCUUGCAAAACUCAUACAGCGUCUUUAGUCAGACAAGCCUUUGCUGGCAAUAGUGGCAGUGGGAAAUGUGCAGAACUGUUGUGUUCACUAAGGCAAAUAUUUAAUCUUGAGAAAAGGCAGUGUUGUAAAACAGUAUGAGCAGGUAGAUGAUGGUCUAUAGCUUAUAGGGAGCCAUGUUGAAGAAUUUACUGUGCUUAGGGAUAUAUUCUCCACCUUCCUCACCCUUUGGCAUCACUCAGUAUUAGGCACAGCCAUAGUUUGUGGCUAAAAUGGUAUUACACAGAGGUCAGAAUAGUGCAAGAGGGGAACAGUUUUUCUUUUCAGUAGCUGAAGUCAAUGUGGAGCAACAGUCCUUUUGAUUUUUUUGAACAUGCAAGAGUAGCAAGACCCUCAUCUCCUUUCUGUGGGAAGGUUGUUGAAUGCUUGAUGCAGCCAAGGUUUGCUAACUGCUGUUACAAAGAAUAAUUCACAGACCAGGGUGUUCUGCUGCUUUCAUUCGAAGAAAAGACCCGAUGUGUUUUGUGCAGCCUCCUGUGAAUGCAGGAACUGUUUUUUUCCUUUGGUACUCUGAACAUACCCAUUUUAUUUGUACCUUUGCUUAUUCCAAGAUGAGUUAGAAAAGCGUAAAGUCAGCAGCCUGGUGGCCAGAGGUAAGCCUACACCCAGCAUCCUGCUGAAUACCUGUGUGGUGACUGCUGAAAUACGUGCAGUGUAGUUGUUCCUAUUUCUCUUAAAACCUCAGAAAACUCCUACCACUAUCUACUAAUGAGGAAGAGCUUUGUACAAAUUCAUUUCCAUUACAGCGCCUUGCUAAAGUGCUGACGUCUGGAUAUUUUUUUUCUGUAAAGCCCAAGUGCUUCUUUUCACAUUUGAAAAAGUGUCUUUUGCAACUUGCAUGGACAAGUAGUUUCUAUGAAUUCUCUGGAAAUGUUAGUGUCUAACAUGGAUCUUUUGUCCAUGUACUUUUUUUCUGAAAGCAGAACCCCCCCACACACCGUUGGUUUGCAGUCAGAGGAGAAGCACCCUGUGCUUUUGAUUUUGGCACUGCUGAUGCAGUGGAUGAGUGCAGAGCCCACUGUAAAUGAUCAAGCCUGCAGGACUCUGGGGAGCUGUGUGCCGCCAGUAACGUUUUAUUGUGUGUGCCAUUUGAACCACCUUCCACGUGAGUGCAAAACCCAAUUUUUAAAUUUUUUUAAUUGUACUUGGAAUUAACUGUUGCUGUGUACUAAACCCUCUUGUUACGAGCCCUAAAUAAAAAGAACAAAGCACACACCA
Molecule: messenger RNA, 7665 nt
Organism: Oxyura jamaicensis (ruddy duck)
Lineage: Eukaryota; Metazoa; Chordata; Aves; Anseriformes; Anatidae
Gene: ABI2
Product: abl interactor 2
Exons: 12
Coding region: 232-1629 (465 amino acids)
Cellular component (GO): lamellipodium
Molecular function (GO): SH3 domain binding
Source: RefSeq, a predicted model, not a curated record